Molecule: messenger RNA, 1467 nt
Organism: Momordica charantia (bitter melon)
Lineage: Eukaryota; Viridiplantae; Streptophyta; Magnoliopsida; Cucurbitales; Cucurbitaceae
Gene: QC
Product: glutaminyl cyclase
Molecular function (GO): glutaminyl-peptide cyclotransferase activity
Source: RefSeq, a predicted model, not a curated record
CAUAUCUGAAUCAAAAGUCUCAACCGGACAAGAAGAGUGGCAAAGAAUUUUCCAAUGGACGAUCGGUGGAAACCCAUUAGAUUUUCUCUAGGUCUUCUUCGCUUUCUAUGAACAAUCCGCCAUCUCAUGGCGGCCGGAUCGCUGAAGAGGAGGCAGACUAAGCGAUCAAACUACAAUCCCUAUGCUGCCAUGGCUCCUCGGUCUUCUUCUCAAGGUUUCCUUACCUCUAGAAAUACUACACUGCUAGUUUCGAUUUGUCUGAUUUUCUUUGUUGUUCUGGUAUCCGGCAUUUCUUUGAAUGUAUUUCAUAGAACGGCCAUAUAUGAUGCUCGAUCGCCAAAGAUUUACUCUAUUGAGGUGGUAAACGAGUUUCCUCAUGAUCCUAAAGCCUUUACUCAGGGACUGGUUUAUGCAGAAAAUGACACCCUAUUUGAGUCAACUGGCAUAUACGGAGAGUCAUCUGUUCGAAGAGUAGCUCUCUCUACUGGCAAGGUUGAGGUUCUUCACAAGAUGGAUUACUCUUACUUCGGGGAAGGCUUAACACGUCUGGGGAAAAGGCUGUUUCAAGUAACUUGGUUGAAGAAAACUGGUUUUAUAUACGACCAAGACAAUUUUAGCAAAGUUAAGGAAUUCACUCAUCAAAUGACCGAUGGUUGGGGAUUGGCAACAGAUGGAAAAGUUCUGUUUGGAAGUGAUGGGACAUCAACAUUGUAUCAAAUUGACCCCAAGACAUUUGAAGUUAUUAAUAAAUGGGUUGUGAAAUAUCAAGGAGACGAGGUGUAUAACCUCAAUGAGCUAGAAUUUGUCAAUGGUGAAAUCUGGGCAAAUGUUUGGAUGAGUGAUUGCAUCAUAAGAAUCUCAAUACAAGAUGGAAGUGUGCUUGGGUGGAUUCUCCUCCCAACUUUAAGACAGGAUUUGGUGCGAGAUCGGCAAUAUAAAAUUGAUGUUUUAAACGGCAUUGCAUGGGAUAGUGGCAAGAAUCGCCUUUUUGUGACAGGAAAGCUAUGGCCAAAGCUCUUUGAGAUCAAAGUGCAGCCGUCGAAGGAACAUUAUGGUGAUGAAAAGAUAAAGCAGCUUUGCUUGCGAGCGCCAAUAACAUUUUGACAAGCUUUGCUCAAGAUCGUUAUGUCCAUGAACAAGAAGGUCUACGUUCACCUGAGGCAGUCGACAAAUACGUGAAGUUCAAUUCUCUUUCCAUCGUUCUCAGGUAAUCUUCUGACUGCGCUCGGGAUGAUGAUAGCCUAAGGGACCACUUGUUUGCAUUGCUUAGGUUAUGUAGUACUAGAUAAACAGAGGCAGGUUAUACUUGUAGGAUUUGUGUUUUUGGAACCUUUGAGCUCUGUAGACUUUGGAGUUAAUGUAAGCUUUUAGUUUGGCAUAAUACACAGCACUGUCACUUUUGUUGUAUUCUAAUGGUCACAUAUCUAAAUUCUAAGGUCAGUCAUUCGUAUUUACUCAUUUAUUUCA